This is a messenger RNA of Aspergillus saccharolyticus JOP 1030-1, 1043 nucleotides long. RefSeq lists its product as uncharacterized. Lineage: Eukaryota; Fungi; Ascomycota; Eurotiomycetes; Eurotiales; Aspergillaceae. The record is from RefSeq and is a predicted model, not a curated record. The transcript has a single exon. Bases 389 to 685 code for a protein of 98 amino acids.
CACUUCCAAGGGGGCUCAUCUCCUGGUGUGCAAUGUGAUACACAAACCCUUUCGAGUUGAGCCUCGAAUCAUGAAGCUCUGGAGAGGAGUCAAAACGUUUGAAUGAUGCGAGUCUGGAGUACGCGAAGAGCCUGAGGAACCGGGCAUAGCGGAACAUUAUGAUCAGCUUGCAGAACUAAACAAUGAGUGACUUCGGUCGCAGUCGCACACCGUCGAUUCUGCGCAGCCAAGCAGGAUGAUUCCCCCAUGAUCGUGAAGUAGGCGGGCGAUCCAUAACCCAGCCCGUUUCAGGUCUCAGUCCAACCAAUUGAGCUGGAACUUGAACCGACCAACAAGUAGCACAAUUGUACUAGGUAUUUUACCUACCUCAGUCGGAUCCUCAUCGCGAAUGAGAUCGAUUCGCACACAAUACCUCACCAAUCAGAGCCAAAGAUCACCUGCCUUUGCUCGCCAGAACGCCCCUCCUCUCAUGUCUUAUAGAGCGGAUCCGCUGCUAGCACCAGGUACUCCCUCGGUACUUAUGGCUCCCACGAUCCCGUCUCCUGGAAACCACCCAUCGGUUGCCAACCUCAUUUAUUCGAUCUUGGGUCCUGGGGCGCACAUAGAAGUUCGCAACAAAGUUCUUUCACUCGCUCUUUCCCGAACUGGCUCUUAUGAUCUCAUUACUGUCUCCAUCUUCGAGUGAAGAGGAAAGGGUCAGGCAAACGAAGAGGGGAAAUCUGUCGCGGUUCAACUGGCGCUGAUUGAACGAAGAUCCUGCAAGGCUUGGGCGCGACCGGCAAGAUUAGGAGCGGAUGAUGUGCAUGACUUGUCCUCCGUGCGACCAGGCAAGGUCGCUACUAGGGUAGAGUAGUGUGAGUAGUGUAGUCGGUCGGUAGAUUUGCUUGGGUACGAGUUACCAGUAACUAGUCAGUAUUCAUGAUGAUCAAAGCGCACCACCAAAAGAAAGCAACCUUGAAGCAAGCAAGGGAUAGCCCUGUUCUGGUACUCCGCACUGAGUAAUGGAGUACGGUUGGUCUUUCCAGUGCACGUCACACACGUCG